Molecule: messenger RNA, 1759 nt
Organism: Racocetra persica
Lineage: Eukaryota; Fungi; Glomeromycota; Glomeromycetes; Diversisporales; Gigasporaceae
Source: the annotation of a GenBank genome assembly
CUGACAGACGCCCUAUAGAUCCACCUCCAAUAAUUCAAUUAAAAGUUUAUGAUGAUAGUCUACCUCAAUCCGAAAAGAAUUCAUUUCUCCAGAAUCCUUAUUUCUUUAUGUAUGCAUCCCUUGUGGCACCUGAUACAAAUGAAGAAUUGCACUUACUUCGCGAUGGCAAAACACGUUCUACAACCGGUUCUGUCGUUUCUUCUCUAUACCAUCUUAAAGAUGUCGAUAAUUCGGAUGCCGGGUUUUUCGUAUUUCCAGAUUUGUCCGUGCGUAUGGAAGGAACUUAUCGUCUUAAACUAAGUCUAUUCGAAAUAGUAGCACGCGAAGUAUUUCAUUGUAAAUCAAUCUUUUCCGAGGUCUUUGUCGUGUAUUCUGCAAAAAGAUUUCCUGGAAUGGAAGGUAUGUUUCAUAUGAAUUUUACCAUCAAAAGAAAGGAAUUAGAACAAAUUGAAGACGCAGAUGGCAGCAGAAUGAAACGUGCACGUGGCGACGGUAAAUACGAUGAUAAUAGCCGCGAAUCGUCAGAAACGGAAAUAACGGAUCGUACGCGAUCUAUAGAGGAUUCACGCUCAAGAAGAAGUCCAGAUCCAUUAGAAAGGCAAAGGGAUCACGGAAGAAAAAGCCCACCAUCUUCCCGUCAUCGAGGUCCUUAUGAUCCGUAUGGUCAUUAUGAUCAUAACGCCGCCAUAUAUGGGCAUGGAUAUCCUUUGCAUCGACCUCUUCCACCAUGGCACGACCGAGAAUAUAUGGGUGAUCCACAUUAUCCCUAUUAUGAUCCGUAUGAUAGAAGAUAUGGUUAUCAUCCGUAUUAUUACCCGCCUCCAUUGCCAGAUGGUUCGGACCAUCAUCGUUAUCCAUAUCCUCCUCCGCCCGCAUAUGGUAGACCUCCAAUGUAUCCAGGCCAACCGGGAUAUUACGAUCCACCACCAAGAAUGCCUCAUCCUUCGAACGAAUCUUCAGGUGCUGUAAGGCCUUACGGAUAUGAUCCAUCAAAUCCAUAUUCUCCACGUCCAUGGCAUCAUUAUGGUGAUCGUACACCGACGAAACAUAGCACUGAAUCAUUGUCUUCUCCUUAUCGUGGAAAUGGACCGCCAGUACCAAUGCAUGGUCCUCCAAUGUAUCCGUAUCCUGAUUAUUAUCCUGUAUAUCCUCCACCACCUAUGGGCCCUCUUCAUCCUCCUCCGAAACAGGAUUAUGGAUCAAGUGAUCCUGCUUCGAGUCAACAUGGACAGAACCCUUCAAAAAUUCCUAUUCAAGAUCUUUUAUCUACUGAACAACAUCAAUCUCAAUCUACUGCCGCCGAACGUGGUGUUGCCAACGUUCCGCCACCUCGUAUGUAUGGUGCUCCACCAUCCGCCUUUGCUCAUUUUUAUCCUCAUCCAGGCCGUCCACAUGAAUAUCCACCACGGCAUGACCUGUAUGGUCAUCCCCGAUAUCAACAUGAAAUGGGAUAUCCGUCUCAUGAGAGUUAUGGACAAAACAUUGCCACUAGUUCAAGUUCUGCAAGUACUAAAGCUGCACAUCCACCUACAGUAUCGCAACCACAAGACUCUGCACGUUCAUCAACAAUUACUUCAACUCAAGCAGCAAUUCCACCGUCUACUUAUUCCAGUGGACCCAUAGUUCCAGCCGCAUCACGUCCAGCAGCGUCCUUACCUUCGUUGGCUCCCAUAAACGCUUCUGAUCGAUAUGCAAGUAGCUCUUCUAAUAUUCAAACACAUACACCAUAUCCUACUUCCUCCACACAGUCUUCUACAAC